AUGUCACUCUUCUGUGAGCGGUUCAAAGUAAUAAAACACCCACUUCCCAUAAUCUUACUCCCCUCCUACAUCAUCCCGGAUAUCAUCCUCUUUGUGAAGUAUCCCGCCCCUUUUCCUGCUCCUCAAAGCCUCACCGGACACCUACCCAGCCUCUACCCAACCAUGUCAGCCUUGUCAAACCGCGGUGAAAUUACAAUCGGUAACCCUGAGGCAGCCCAAGAUCUUUACGGAUUGGGCGUGCGUGUGGGGUUCUAUUUACAAGGCCUAGGUAUGAUUCUCUACAACUAUGGCUCUGACGAGGUUGAGGAUAGCAAUACCACCGCCACUGGAGAUGGUGAAGAGCCCAAAAACGAAUAUGGCAAGGGUCUUACGAUAGCUGCGACCUCAAUCGCCCUCGCUAUUCUUGCAUCAUGGUUCGUAUUUGCAGCGCGUGCUAAAUUCAGUGCCGCGGAAAGCGUCAUCACAUUGUUGAUGGUGUUCAGCGUGUCACUGAUGGCAAAAUCGACACUGGACAAUGCUCGUGCGAUUGUCGGGGAGCUGACAGGCGUGGUGGCUAUCCUCCUGACAGAACUGGGGCUAUGCGCGGCGCUAUUGUGGACGUUCGCGGUGUUGGUGAAAAGGCUUCCACUGUUGGGCACGAAGAAUCUGGUGUUCUUUUUUGCACCGGUAAGGCUUGAUGGAUGGUUUAGGUACCUCGCGCUGGUGUACUUUGUAAUUGAUGCAGCCACAUCAUUGAGCUUUGCGUGGAAGGUUUUGCGGAUCAUGGUCAUCGUAUGCGAGUGCUGGAUUAAUGGGAGGACGGAGGAAAGGACUAAGAGGGACGUUUUGAAAAUAGAGAAUACCCUUGGGUGGAAAAAGAACGAGAUGGCCCCCUAUAUCCAUGCCAUGAGAUGGAUAACUUGGAUCUUGAUGGUAUUGGCAGUGGAACUCACGCUGCACUGGAAUCAGUUAUCGCCUACAACAGACCUCCUGGUCCCCGGCCAGCUGAUCCCGUUUGUCGCGGGAGUUAUUAUCCUAAUAGACAGUGGAAUCAUUGCUGGUCGUGCACUGGUUCCACGCUGCCAUAAGGCAAUAAGGUCGUCAAAAACGUGGAUACUGCGGACUUUGCAGAAUUUGCGGGGCUUGAGUUCUAGGGGAAUAGGCUCAUUCAAGAGGCAUAUAGCGGACCUAGCCAAUAAAAUUAAGGGGGCCGGUCAGACACAAGUCUAA
Trichophyton rubrum CBS 118892 is the source of this 1209-nucleotide messenger RNA. RefSeq lists its product as uncharacterized. NCBI's taxonomy places the organism in Eukaryota, Fungi, Ascomycota, Eurotiomycetes, Onygenales, Arthrodermataceae. The coding region runs from base 1 to 1209 and encodes 402 amino acids. The transcript has a single exon. The record is from RefSeq and is a predicted model, not a curated record.